AUGUUCAAGGCAUUCAGAAGCUUCAAUACGAAUGUCAAGGUCUUUACUGGCGUUGCCGGUGCUUUGGUGGGUGUACAGGCCCUUAGUGUAUACAAUCCUAUAUACUUAGAAAACUUAAAGUCCGUUUUGGUUGAUAACAGUAUCGAUCCGUUUCCUACGAAGCUCUCCAAUUAUCUGAUGUUAGGCCACGGUGUGAGAUCAGUUACAUUCAUCGGCUUCAAAGUGUAUGGUGCUGCUAUUUACGUCAAGGACUCGGACAAAUCAAAGGUCAAAAGUAUUGUCAGUGAAAGAGGUUUUGAAAAAUUAGAAGAUGUUGAAGAGUCAACCGAAUUGAUCUCAAAAAUAUGUGACAGUGUUGACUUCAAAGUACGUAUUUGUCCUGUCAGAAACACUGAUUUCAACCACUUGAGAGACGGAUUUGUUAAGCUGAUUUUGUCGAACCCAUUAUCGAAGAAUAAUGCUGCUGUUGGAGCUGGUUUAGACGAGUUGAGAACUCUUUUCAAAGGAUUCAAAGGAUCUGUACCUAAAAAUCACAUUUUGUUGUUACAAACAGAUAAAGGCAAGUUAACCUUCACUUACGAAAAUACCAAGACUGGAGAGAUCAAGGUCUUGGGAACGGUCAACGAGCCAUUGGUGAGUAAAUUGUUACUCAUUAGUUAUCUUUCCAGUAGAAAGCCUCUUAGUGAACCUUUGAGAAAGAGUUGUGUGGAAGGAAUCAAGAAUUUGUAA
Messenger RNA from Yamadazyma tenuis ATCC 10573, 729 nucleotides. RefSeq lists its product as uncharacterized. Lineage: Eukaryota; Fungi; Ascomycota; Pichiomycetes; Serinales; Debaryomycetaceae. Gene Ontology annotation, molecular function: intramolecular lyase activity. The record is from RefSeq and is a predicted model, not a curated record.